Messenger RNA from Verruconis gallopava, 1460 nucleotides. RefSeq lists its product as uncharacterized. NCBI's taxonomy places the organism in Eukaryota, Fungi, Ascomycota, Dothideomycetes, Venturiales, Sympoventuriaceae. Gene Ontology annotation, biological process: regulation of transcription by RNA polymerase II. The coding region runs from base 103 to 1359 and encodes 418 amino acids. The record is from RefSeq and is a predicted model, not a curated record. Gene Ontology annotation, molecular function: zinc ion binding; DNA-binding transcription activator activity, RNA polymerase II-specific. The transcript has a single exon.
CGACAUUCUUCCCUCUCUGAAUCAACUCCCUCGCGGGAUUCUAGAUCAACCCUUCCCUGCAUCAACCGUCCAAGGGCUGGAAGUCGAGAACGGUCCUGAGUAAUGUCCGACUGGAUCGUGUAUCCGUCUUCCGCUGCACAACAGCCGGACUUCAAGGAUGGCUCCAGCACGAGGACAAAGCGGCCGCACUCCAAGUCACGCGCAGGGUGCAAAGUAUGUAAGACCCGCCGAAUCAAGUGUGACGAGACAAAACCAAGUUGUAGGCAAUGUUCCGAUUACGGGCGGCAGUGUAGCUACUUGCUCAUGAAACCUGAGGGGCUUGGGGGUCUAGAGCGAGACAGAAGAAGUAACGAACCCCAUGCGGUUAGAGAUGAACUAUUGGAACAGGUCUGGGAGAACCUCCAACGCUGUUCUAAAUCCAGGGCUCUUGCCGAUGCUGCGGUGCAGAAGGCAGAGGUGCGAACUUUGGUGGACCACUUCACUACUUGUAAAAACGAGUGGCUCGCUACUCCGAUAUUCCAACAGCUCGUCCAGCGACAUGGUCUUCAACUCGGGACGCAGGCGGAAUAUCUGCUUCAUGCCAUCUUGGCAGUGAGUGCCUCCCACUUAACACACCUGGAUUCGACCGCGAGGUUGAAAGUUCUGUCAGCAUUCUACUCUUCGCUCUCGCUACAGCUGUUCCAGGAGAAACUGAACGACGUUCAGCCGCAAGAUGUUGACGCGGUCUUCGCCUGUGGCAUGAUACACAUUAUUCUGGUCAUCUGGUCUACAAUGUUGGACGCGACCACGUCCGGCGACGCUCUCGACUCGUUCGAUGUCUUGCUCGCCGGUCUCAAGUCCUUCAGAAGUUUUCCGUCUUUCCACCGUAAGUUCCAUCGCCAGACCCCGGACGUCCCCGUCCUCUUCCACGAGUUUUUCAUCAGAUGCAACAUCCCCGGCUCCGCCGAAGACAUCCGUCAAGAGCAUCUGGCAAUGACGGAACAGAUGGCCGAGCGGGAACGUCACAUGCGCGAUCUCGUCGGCGACCAGGUGUUCGACGAGAUAUAUCGAGCGCCGUUCCAGUAUAUUGUGCUCACCAGCAAUCAUGAGCCUAGCUCGGCCGUGGUCGAUCUUUACCUCUCGUUUGCAACUCAGCUCAAAGGCCUUUACCUUCAGGCGUUGGAAGCGAAAGAACCUGUAGCGCUGUUGCUCGCAUGUUACUGGUUUGCACUCCUUGCUAAGAUCCAGCAAUGGUGGGUUACGAAACCGGCAAUCGCACUUUGCCAAAGAUUCUACGUACAUCUAUGGGCUGCCUUACCUGCGAGCGAGCAAAUUCGUGCACUGUUACUUGCACCUGCAGCUCAAGCAGCUGGGCUGUGAUCGAAUGAAACAAAAGCGAUGCAUUAGAAAACCAAUAAGCUGUGUAGACUAUGUAUCGUGCAGUACAUGACGUAAACUAUCAAUAAUACUCGGUGACAUCG